GAAAAAACAAAAAACAAAAAACAAAACAGGCUUCAGUCGCGAAUGAACAUAGCCUCUCCGCUGCUGUGUUAGUGACACACGGCGUGGAAAUGGCUAUAAAGUGAUAAAGCGAGCUCUUUGCAGCUUUAGCCCUCGUCCACAUGUGAGAGAGGAGUGGAGGAGUGGAGGAGAGAGGAGUGGAGGAGUGGAGGAGAGAGUGCGCCGCGCAGCAUCAUUUCCACACUUGGUCUGGUGACGGAGGGAGCCGGAGAGAGCCGGAGAGCCGGAGCACACCGAGCCGAGCUUGGACAUGGACUCGACACAGCUGUAAGGAUCCUUAGCUGUGAUAUUUGCUCGCAGUUGCUCUGAUACACCACUCCGCCUUUAGAUGAAGUACAUUUGAAGAAUUGCUUUGGCGAUUCCCACGUUUCCUGGACGCAUUUCUUUCCCUUGCUUUCAGACGGACUGCUGGAGAUAUCCUGAUUUCCUUCUGCAUCACAUAUAGCCUGUAAAUAUUCCUGUAUAUUCCUAAUUCUGAGUCAAGGACCUGCUGUGUUUUUAAAAUGAGACGUUACACUACACUAACCGUCUCCUUCAUGUGUGCGUUAAGAGUGUGACCUAACGAGCAGGAUCUUUAUUAGCACUGUUUGGUUUUUUUUUUUGUGGUAAUUUUCUUGGAUUUUUUUUUUUUUUUUUUUUUACCAUGUAUAUCUCCCUUAAUCUGGGACUUCUGCUUUAUUCUGGAAGAGUCGGUCUGAUCAAUUUUUAAUCCUUUAUGCGAAAUAAGAGAAAACACAAGAGCGACGGAUAAACCGCAGGGACGAGAAAGGGGAGAGAAAGAAAAGAAAAAAAGAAAUAAACGGGACGUGAAUAAGGGAGCGAUGAGUGUAUGAGACGCAGUGAAGCUCGGAAGAAAGGAGACUGGAGGAGUGAAGGUUUGUCCCUGUACGGAGGGUGUGAGGGCCUCUGAAGCUGCAGGUCGUUAUCCCCGCAGGCCGUCUUGUCCCUCCAUCACGCUGCCCCAUCAUGGCUCUGGCUCUCUGGUUGCUGUGUACCUGCGCCGUCACCCUCAGUAACAUCGCCCCCUCUGCUCAAGCAUUAAGUCGUUCCAUGAUGCCUUUUGGCUUGAUGAGGAGGGAGCUGGCGUGUGAGGGUUACCCCAUCGAGCUCCGCUGCCCGGGCAGCGACGUCAUCAUGAUCGAGACGGCCAACUACGGACGGACCGACGACAAGAUCUGUGACGCCGACCCUUUCCAGAUGGAGAACGUGCAGUGCUACCUGCCUGAUGCCUUCAAGAUCAUGUCACAGAGGUGUAAUAACCGUACGCAGUGUGUGGUGGUCGCCGGGUCAGACGUGUUUCCUGAUCCUUGUCCGGGAACUUACAAGUACCUGGAGAUUCAGUAUGAGUGUGUGCCAUACAAAGUGGAUCAAAAAGUCUUUGUAUGUCCGGGGACUCUGUUGAGGGUUCAAGCGGCGAGUUCACAGCAGGAGGCGGAGCAUCAGUCGGGGGCGUGGUGCAAGGACCCACUGCAGUCAGGUGACCGGCUGUACGUCAUGCCGUGGACGCCGUACCGGACGGACAUUCUGUACGAGUACGCAUCGUGGGACGAUUUCACCCAGAACCGCGCCACCACCACCUACAAGCUGCCCAAUCGAGUGGACGGUACGGGCUUCGUGGUGUACGACGGCGCCGUCUUCUACAACAAGGAGCGAACACGAAACAUCGUUAAGUACGACCUGCGCACACGCAUCAAAAGCGGCGAAGCCAUCAUCGCCAACGCCAACUACCACGACACCUCACCCUACCGCUGGGGCGGGAAGUCCGACAUCGACCUGGCCGUGGACGAGAACGGCCUGUGGGUCAUCUACGCCACCGAGACCAACAACGGCCGUCUGGUGGUCAGUCAGGUGAACCCAUACACUCUGCGUUUCGAGGGCACGUGGGAGACGAGUUUCGACAAGCGGCUGGCGUCCAACGCCUUCAUGGCGUGCGGCGUGCUGUACGCGGUGCGCUCCGUGUACCAGGACGACGACAGCGAGGCGGGCGGAGAUCUGGUGCUGUACGCCUACAACACCAACCGCAACCAGGAGGAGCCCGUGCACAUCAUCUUCCCCAACCCCUACCAGUACAUCUCGUCCAUCGACUACAACCCCCGUGACAACCAGCUCUACGUUUGGAACAACUACAACGUGCUGCGCUACCCGCUGGAGUUCGGACCGCCCGACCCCACGACAGGACCGCUGGUCACCACUCAGACAUCCAGCACCACACCGUCCCGGUCAUUCUCGUCCACCUCCAGCCCUUCCACCAUGCGCCCACUACCUGCCACUUUUCACCCCAUCGGCGCCAUAAACAAAGCCCCGGAACUGCGCCCCAUCACUGCUACAGUGCCCGUGACCCGUCGCCCCCCACGCCCACGUCCACGCCCACCUCAGGAGCCCGAGCUGCAGGAGGGGUGUGACCCGAGCGUAGCGCGAGGCGUCCAGUGGCCCAGCGCUCAGAGGGGCGAGACGGUGGAGCGACCCUGCCCUAAAGGAUCACUGGGCAUCGCAUCUUUCCAGUGUCUGUCUGCCCCAGUACAGUGGAACCCACGAGGUCCUGACCUCAGUAACUGCACCUCUCCCUGGGUCAACCAGGUGGCCCAAAAGAUAAAGAGUGGUGAGAACGCGGCGAACAUUGCCAGCGAGUUAGUGAACCACACGCGGAGUCGGAUCCACGCCGGAGACGUCAGCUCAUCUGUUCGUCUCAUCGAGCAGCUGCUGGACAUCCUGGACGCUCAGCUUCAACCUCUGAGACCCGGAAACAAAGAGUCAGCCACCCGCAACUACAACAAGCUACAGAAGAGGGAGAGGACCUGCCGAGCAUACAUUCAGGCCGUGGUUCAGACAGUAGAUAAUCUGCUGCGUGUGGAGGCUCUGGACGCCUGGAGAGACAUGAACAGCAGCGAGCAGGCUCACACUGCCACCAUGCUGCUGGACGUGAUGGAGAAAGGAGCCUUUCUGCUCGCCAACAACAUGUAUGACACACGCUUCAGUGACCACGCCCCCAACAUUGAUCUGGAGGUUCACAUACUGAACACAGACAUGGAUCUGCAGGAUUUGGCCUUCCCUCAGAGGAGCUCUGGUGAUAGCAGCAUCCUUCUGCCAGCCUCCACCGUCAAACAGUACAGCCGCAACGGUCAGGUGAAGGUUGUCUUUUUGCUUUAUAAGAAUCUGGGCUCGUUCCUCUCCACCGAGAACGCCACUGUGAAGAUGGAGGUGGAGCCAGGGCCAGGGCCAGGACCUGGGGGGCGGAGCCUAGCCGUCAACUCGCAUGUCAUCGCCGCAUCCAUCAACAAAGAGUCAAGCCGAGUGUUUCUAACUGUGCCUGUGGUGUUCACCUUGAAGCAUCUGCAGCUGGAGAACCAUUUCAGCCCAAACUGUUCGUUCUGGAACUACUCGGAGCGCUCGAUGACGGGUCAGUGGUCGUCUCAGGGCUGCAAGCUGCUGGACACCAACAGCACACACACCACCUGCUCCUGCUCCCACCUCACCAACUUCGCUGUGCUCAUGGUGCAGCACGAGCCCAGUUACCAGGAUCAGAUGCACGAGGUGCUGCUGGUUGUGAUCACGUGGGUGGGGAUUGUCAUCUCGCUGGUGUGUUUGGCCAUCUGCAUCUCCACCUUCUGCUUCCUGAGAGGCCUGCAGACGGACCGCAACACCAUCCACAAGAACCUGUGCAUCAACCUCUUCAUCGCCGAGCUCCUCUUCCUCAUCGGCAUUAACAAGACGCAGUACCAGAUCGCCUGUCCGAUCUUCGCCGGCCUCCUGCACUUCUUCUUCCUGGCUGCUUUCUCGUGGAUGUGUCUGGAAGGCGUGCAGCUCUACCUGAUGCUGGUGGAGGUGUUCGAGAGCGAGUAUUCCCGAAAGAAGUACUACUACCUGUGCGGCUACUGCUUCCCGGCGCUGGUGGUGGGCAUCUCGGCGGCCAUCGACUACCGCAGCUACGGGACCAAGAAAGCGUGCUGGUUGCGGGUUGAUAACUACUUCGUGUGGAGCUUCAUCGGCCCCGUGUCCUUCAUCAUCAUGCUGAACCUGGUGUUCCUGAUGGUCACUCUACACAAGAUGGUUCGCAACUCGUCCGCCCUCAAACCUGACUCCAGCCGUCUGGACAAUAUCAAGUCCUGGGCUCUCGGGGCCGUCACUCUGCUCUUCCUCCUCGGCCUCACCUGGGCUUUCGGCCUUCUCUUCAUCAACGAGAAAACGGUCAUCAUGGCGUACCUGUUCACCACCUUCAACGCCUUCCAGGGCAUGUUCAUCUUCAUCUUCCACUGCGCCCUGCAGAAAAAGGUCCAUAAGGAGUACAGUAAGUGUUUGCGUCACUCGUACUGCUGUGGACGCUCGUCUAACUCCAGCUCUCACGGAUCUCUGAAAAACUCUGCACUUCGCACCAACAACCGCUAUUACACCAGCAGCCAGGCCCGACAUGCUGCAGCACACAGACAGAGCCGGAUCCGUCGCAUGUGGAACGACACAGUGAGGAAGCAGACCGAGUCGUCCUUCAUGGCAGGAGACAUCAACAGCACUCCCACCCUCAACCGCGCCCCCAUGGGGAAUCACCUGUUGGCGAACCCGGUAUUGCAGACGCGCACAGGUUCUUCUCCCUACAACACCCUGCUGACUGAGACCUUCACACCUCCAUCACCUGGAGUCUUUAACUCCACUGGAACCUUCCGUGAUCCAAAGAGCACUCUGGCUAGGAAUCGGGACCAUGGUGGAAUGGAGACGCUGCCACUAAAUGGCAAUUUCAACAACAGCUACUCGCUGCGUGCUGGAGUUGCUGGCCCGGGCGGACAAGGUGGCAGCUGUGACUUCCUUGGGGGCGGAUCCGAUGAGAGUCCACCUCCUUUGCUGAACCCGCGUGGUGCGGAGACACUAGGAGGGAUCCGGCGCAACCUCUCUGACGCAGCCGCCUUUGAGAAGAUGAUCAUUUCCGAGCUGGUGCACAACAACCUGCGGCAAGGAGGCGGGGAGAGAAUUGGUGGAACCCUGGUGCGAGGACGUACGACUGGAAUGGGGGUUGGGACGGGGGCAGGGGCAGGAGCAGGGGCGAGUGCAGUGGCCGGAGUGGAUCGGGUGACUGCUGCGGAACAGGAAGCGGAGGAUGAGGGCCAGCGGCACCGGACGCCACAAGACGUGGAGCUGUUAUACAAGGCCCUGGAGGAGCCGUUGCUCCUGCAGCGCGCCCAGUCGGUUCUCUACCAGAGUGACGCCGAUGAGAGCGAGAGCUACAUGAACGACUCGAACGAGAGCCACGGGCACAGUGCAGCCGCCACGGGCGCUGGCACAGGUCCGGACUCGCCUGCCCGGGACUCGCUGUACACCAGCAUCACCAACCUGCGAGACUCACCAUACCCAGACAGCAGCCCCGACGAGCUCUACUACAGCUCGGGCAGACCUGCACUGGGCAGCGCCAUGCACACCUUCUACCCAACGCCCCCAACGAGGCCUGGAGCCGACACCCAAACCCACGCCCACACCCACAAUCCCCCCGAGCCCGCACACGCUGAGGGGGAUGGACAGAUGCAGCUGGUCACCAGCCUGUGACUGCGAGUAAACCCCCCAGUCUCUCACACCCAUUCUGUUUCUGUUCCUUUCUCUCGGUUUGCUAGUUUGGAAGUGUAAACAGAGAGAAGUCUCAGCUCGGUCUCAGUGGCAGCAGGUUCUAUAAGGCAGCUCUGAAGCAAACCUAGUCCACACACUCCCUUGGUUGAUUCCCAAGUCCAAAGCUCCCUCAGCAACUGAGGAUAUUUUCAACUAUUCCCCAUGGAUUUUGUUGGCGAUACCUCUUCUGUUUUUUUUUUUUAAAUGCUUAUCAAUUCCACAGUGUUUUCUUUUCUGAUUUUACUCCCUUUUCUUCUCCCUUUCAUCAUUUAUUGAGAGCUGAUGCGUCUGGAGAAGGGAGUUCACCGUUAUGCAUCAGUGUGCAAAGAACUCUCUGUCUCGCUCUGAAAGCUCUUCAGUGUUGCCAAAAAUACAUUUUUUGAGCCAGAACACAAACUGGAAUGCACGCGCACACACACACACGCACACACACACACACACACACUCACAAACACAAACACACACACAAACACACAAACACACACAGAAAGUGCACAAACAUAAGUGCUUGUUACUGAACGUCAGACCGUGAAGAACUGCACUCAUGAAGGCAGCAGCAGGAAGAAGCUGCCCCUGUGGAGUUGCCUUUAUUCCCUUCCCCUCCUCUGGCUCUCUUUCCUUCUCUCUCUCUUCAGAUGGACUCUGAUGUACAGGACUCUCAACGAGACUUGACACAGCUGCACCUGGCCACAGGACUUGUAAUUGAUGCUCUAUUUAAAAGGAGUUUUUGUGUGUUUCUGAGACCGGCCCCGUGGAUCAUGGACUCUGGGUGCCUCUUCUGUGUUACUGGGGCUUGGAGAACUGUUUUUUUUUUUUUCCAAGGUUUUCCUGGGUGUUCUCCGAGCCUACUGAAAUACCUGUACAUACGAACCUUCAAAAUCAAUAACACAAAACCUAGCGCCAAUCCUAUUCUGUAAAUAGAGACCAGAUGAACAAAAGCAACAAAAAAAAGUAUGAACUAAUACGAGAGCAACCGAUUUCUUGUACUGAGACAAAAAAAAAUAUAUAAAAAAUACAGAGUGACACAAAAAUUGAAAUAAAAGACAUUUGGGAGUUUGUGAUCUAAAUGACACAGUCAGUCCAUCUCUCCCUCCCUGUUUCGUUCACUCUCUCAGGCUCUCAUUUACCCCUGCCCCAUUGAAUUGUGGGAGAACUGUGUUGACAGUGUGAGAGAGAGAGAGAAAGAAAGAAAGAGAGGGAAAGUUUGUGCAGAAACAAAGAAACUAGAAACUAGCCCUGGCACAAUUUUUAUGUAUUAUAACCCAUCGUUAACGUUUGACAGGUUUCAUGACUCGUGCCUCGGGAAAGGGACGCGGGGACAGGGUGAUGCGGGGAGGGGUGGGACUGUGGUUUAUCGACAGCAGCCAUAAUGUAGUGUUGGUUGUGUCUUGUUAGACUGAUGUAAUAGAUAUCAGAUAACUAGAUUACCGAUACCUAGGACAAAAAAAAUCUCGGAGACACAAAAGAUGGGACGCAAUUCAAUCACGAAUCAUGUCACGAGCGAAGCUGUAUUUCACUGUUUCUAAAUCACGACAAUCUGCCAUAAUAGCCGAAUCUGGUUCGACGGUGGAUUUGUGAUUUGUCUGUGUGUGUGUGUGUGUGUGUGUGUGUGUGUGUGUGAGAGGACGUUUGGUUUGAGUGCGUACAUUCGGGUGCCUGAAAUGCUGAAGUGCUUGUACUUAAGAAGCUAUUUUUUGCCAGGUUAGUUAGGCCCGUGUUAAAAGAGGAAGCAGAGUAAAAAAUGUAUAUCUAUAAAAGAACGCUAUAUUAGCUCCCGCCUCGGAGCCUUCGCUAGGUGUCAGGAAUACUGUUAUUUUGGAGCUCAGUGCCAUGGAAACUGGGAUCAUCAAGCGUCACGCCUGAAAAAGCAGGCAUUAGCAUUUCAUUAGGACGGCAGGCGCUGCUGACUAACGAGACACGUGCUCCGCGUGCUAGAAUCACCGUGUUUUAAUGUGUUCUGCAGCCUCAUGCAGAGGUUCUCAUGUGUCUUCAGAAAUGUUUCCUUCUUUUGGGGGGCCUUUUUCCACUGCAAGUACCAGAACUUUUGGCACUAGAAAACCAGAAGUAUGCUUUUUCUUUCAUUGACAGUGGUCCUGUAUAUCAAAGGUUACAGCUGGAUGGGUACUUGGGGCGGGGCUAGCAGCACGGUUCAUUGUUCAAUUGUGGUGAUGACCUAUUUACAAUGUUACUUUAGGAUUUUUUUUUUCCAGAUUUUUUCGUCAACAACUGGUUGGAAUAAAAAUCAUUUUAAUUUCAGCACACCUUUUGUCUUGUCAUUACCAUUGGCAAAAAAAUUUAAAACCCUUCUUUUCUAGCUGCCAGCUUUUUUUCUUUCGUAAUUUUGUUUUUUUUUUUGCAGCCCAAAAGAGAUGAAGGAACAAUUUUAGUCAAAGCUUGACAGUUACUUCACUUCCAUCUCUUUAGUUGAUGGAAAUUUACCAAGAACUUCAAGUUCCAAGUGGUUCCUGUUUUUUGUUUUUUUUUGUCCUUUUUUUUUUAUUUAAAAAUGUGCAGUGGAAAUCCGCAACUAUCCUCAAAUUUUAAUUAUUUUAUGAUAUAUUGUUAUUUAAUAAUUUAUCAAUUAUUUAUUCUCGCUAGGGAUAGGAGAUGUGGCAAAAUCUCAAAAAAUCAUGCCACAUGAAGACAAUUUCACAACAUAGCAUAUGUAUCACAAUAUUAUAUACGUAUAAACUAAGCAGUGUCGUGAUAUUUUUGUUUAAUACCUUGGCCGUAUCUUUAUUACUCUGUCAGUAAGUUAUUUAUGAAUGAUUACAUGAAGAUGAAGAAAUGGACAGUUGGUACAAAAUCAGAUUUUCACAUCCAAUCAGCUACUGAUGAUACUCACUAACCUCUCUGAAAAGUGUAUAGUGAUGUAAUUGGUCUUAUGGGUCCAGCCCUAAUUCAUUGACAUUGGGUUUUCUUUCUUUUUUUUUUUUUUAACUUUGCUGUCUGCUGUGCAAGCUGAAAGUGGGGAAAGAGAGAGAAAGAGAGAAAGAGAGAGAGAGAGAGAGAGAGAAAGAGGAGUGGAGUACAUACAUGUUUUAUGCCCGUCUCGGGAACAGUCGGUGUCAAUAUUACAGUGUGUCUAAGGUGCCAGGGGAGAGUGACAUCUGCUUUACAGUCACAAACAGACAUGGAGCGGGUGGUGCAUCCUCAACACACCAUCUUUCAGUCACAGCAUCAGCUCUCUCUCUCUCUCUCUCUCUCUCUCUCUCUCUCUCUCCGUCUGUCUGUCUGUCUGUCUCCCAAACUUUUCAGAAUCUUCUUAAGGGAUGUACGUGUGUGCAAUACAGUGCUUGGGAGCUUGGACCGUAUUAAUGGCUAGAUGGUUGCUGUGGGUUUUUUUUUUGUAGGUCUGCUUGCCCCUGGCCCUGGCAGUUGUGCAUUAAAGGAGAACUCAAGUGUGUUUCAAUCUAAUGUCUACAAACACAAGCAAGUGAGGAAAGAACAGAAAACCUGUUUACGCCAGAUCUAUUUAUAAUAAAUAAAAAGUCUAAUCCUGCAUUCACAAUAGAAGGCGACAGAGCAACAUGUAUAUGUACGUGUGCGACACGGAGCUGCGAUUUCAGCAACAAAGUGAUAUUUACAUUUGAGAUAUUCUCAACUCUAUGCAAAUUAGAUAUGAUGCAGUAAAUCGAUAAAUCCAAGCGACUGCCUCAAAUGAUUCCUCGGACCAAUCCAAAGGCGCGUGUGGUCCGACGUUUCUUCAGUUCCCCACAACUAAUUCCGCAGUUAAUUCCAGUUUACUGUUUGAUGCACAAAAAUGGAUGGAAUUAAAUGUGUAUAGAGACAGUACAAAGAAAAAUAGAGCUUGGAAGAGAGUAGCAGAGAUCAGUGGUGCCUCCGGUGAGUGUAUGUAGCUAGUACAGCUUGCUUUGCUAAUCUAAUCUUACAACGAAGUUAGCAUGAAACCAAGCACAAGUAAAUCAAAUCUUAAAUAGAUGUUAGACAAAAUUGUCAGGUGUAUAAAUCGUAUAGUGAACUGUAGUCUAUGCAUUUUGGGUACUACUGUUCAUCAUCGCAACAAAUAAAUAAAUAAAUAAACACUGCAAAGUGCACACACACAAGAGACAAACUACAAGUGACACGAGUGACUUGUCGCUCACUAUUGUGAAUGUACAGUAAGUUAAGGGCAGUUAUUUAAUUCCAUCAAUAAACGUUUAUAUAAAAUACGCAUUUUUAUAGCUUGCUUUCAGAGAUGGGACUAUUUUUUCAUGUUACCAGUGUAGUGUGGCUCAGAUGGUGCGUGAACACCGCUGUAAAGAGACCGGAACUACUUCUUACUGCUCCAGUGUUGGAUAAAUCAGAACAACUUUAUUAGGACUUUCUGCCAUGUCCGUCUCAUCCUCACACUUUUAUUUUUAGGGAUAUGGUUAGCUUAGUUUGCAUCAUAUGGUCAAACUAUUCGCCGAAUUCAGCACCUGCCCCUAGGCUUUUUAGACUUAGAUUUAAAGCAAAUGUGUUUUCUGUUCUUUUUCUGAGUGCAGGAGAAACUGUGGUAAUCGCAUGUACAGACGCAGUGGAUAGCGAUUAAGUUGAAAAAACGCUGGAGUAUUCCUUCAAGGCUUAAGAGAGUAUAAUCAGCUUUUUUCCCCAAAUGCACAUUUUGCUUCCUUUGCUUCCCUUGCAGAAAUGUUGCGUGCUGAUGAGUAGCGCCAGCGCACAUUGGUCUUUUUGACUGGUCAGCGAGUUUGACCAUUUGAAUGCAUCCUUAUGGUAAAAGUGAGAGGAAAGAGGCCAGUGCUGAACGAUGUCCUCUGAAGAGCCAUUCUCCUGAGUCAUGACUCUCUUUGCACCUGCUGUAGCUCGGUGCCACUGCAAACGCUCGCUCUCGCCGCUCUUCCAGCCCAGAGGACACACUGUUUACCGCUCGACUCGUCCCUCGAGACAGUGGACGUGCGUCACGCUGCGUCUCUCUCUGCGCCCUGUCUCCCUCCUACCCUUCUUUCUCUCCUCUCUUAUUCCCCGUAUGCCAUGUCUCUGCUUCUGUCAUUCACAUUCCCCUCUUUUUCUCUGUGUUUGGUUUCUCUUUCACUGCAGUGUUUUCCUGCGGCUUCAUUACUGUGGCACUUACGGAGGAGUGGCGUUUCGAUUAGUCAGAGGUUUUGUUUACAUCCCACUGAUGGAAUAACAGAGUAUGUGGGUUAAUGAUAGUGAUUAUACAGUAUAAAGCGCCACAGGACUUAAAGCCUUCUCGUGGGAUUGCUACCACCUCUGAAAUCCUCAACACAACCCCUGAUUAUCAUAUUAAUGCUGAGAACUGUAAUCUAGCCAUAUCAGCCCACCCAGAGAUCUCGUCGUUCUUUCUCUUUACACUCUCUGCCCGUUUAUGGUCUCCCGAAGGGCGUGAGAGUGCCGGGAUCUUCCUUUCUUCAUGCAUUAAAAGGACACAAUGUAAAGCCUCUUGUUUCGAUGCCACUCUCUCUCUCUUGGCUUCAUGCCAUAAUGGAGUAUUGAGCAGUAAUGGCUGCUGGAUGUGGGCUGGAUUUGAACUUUCCACUCCUGCCCACUACUUUCUAGCUCUUUGCCCCAUCAUUCCCUCAAUGUAGGUGCCAUCGAUUGGUCUAGUUUCCCAUCAUCAGACUUUAACCAUGAUGUUCUGUUCAGAUGAAAAUAAACCACUUUAAACCAGUAGCUAUUAUUAGUAGUAGCAGAGAAAUACUCAACAUGCACUUUGUGUGCUUGGUUUAAUUAUAAAUAUAUUUUUUAAAUCAUAAAUAUGAUGUUCAGAUCAUUUUUGAGAAUAGCUAGAUAAACAAUGAUAUUUCUAUAAACUCUCUAAACAGGCAAUCAGGAUCAGUGGAACAUCCAACACCAACAGUGAACAGAACAUGAGGGUUAAUCCUGAUCUCUGUCUGUGAAUGCCCCAGCCUCUGGCUAUGCCUCCUCCCUGCUGCCUGGCCUUAUCCCAGUCUCAUUGUAGGACCAGCCAUGUGGGGCUUCAGGAUAUAUAGGAGCUUUAAGACUAGCACUUACUGUACAGGGAGAGAUACUUUGUUUUGAAGCCUCCAUCUCUCCACUGAGAGGAGCUAGAGGUUAUCAGCCACCUUCUGAUUUUUAAUCACUUGGCCACUGCAGGAUCGAGUCCUUAUUUCAGCACCACAGCAGGUAGAUCUGGAGAGCAGAGUGUCCUGUCACUUAUGUAGCCACCAUACCGCCACACACAGCAUGAACCGCAGAGAUUAAGGAUGAGGAUGUUGCCUUCAGACUAAUGGAUACAGUAAUCAAGUAGCAUCACUGGUUUUGUCCUUAUUGCUCUAUUCAGCAUACCAACAGUACAGCAUGGAUCAGGUUAUUCUCUGGUGUUUUUCUGUCACUCUAAAUGUUCUUUGGGCUCAACUUGAGAUCCAGUAAAGCAGUAAAGUGGUUAACUGAUCCAUAACACAGGACCCAGAUCACUGACAGAGCCUGAGGUCCAAGACUGAAAUAUACACACCCCAAAGGCCACAGCAGUCACAGAUCGUUUUCUAGUCCAGGGAAGAGGUGGAGAAAUACAUGUCAAACAUUCAUCCAUGUUGGUGUAAACUGGUGCUUUGCUCUUCUGUGUGUUUAAAAAGCUACUAAUGUACAGUCGCUGGUCAGUGGGGUGGGGCCCACAUGACACUUCUAAAAAUAAAGGUUCUUUAGAGCAAUACCAGACAGGGUCUCAGCAAAAAUUUCCAGUCCGUCUACUUCUCAAAGACGACACAAAAAGACUUAAAAUUAGCCCCCAAAAGGUUGGGCUUUGGACAUGUCUUGUUUUCUUUUUCUGUUUUGGCAUGGGAAGCAAGGUCACAGUGGUGAACACGCAUUUCUGAUUAUAACAGGUGAUCCUCAUCUGUUACAGCCAUAGUCUCCCUUUUCCCUCUUCCAGAUUUUGCAAUAUAUACUGUACAACAGAAGUGGUUCUGUUCAUUGUAGAACUCUGUAUGCAUUUACACUUUUCCUUUGUUUGCCUUAGCCUAUAUUUGUGGAAAUUUAAUUCUGAUUAUUUGCUUUAAAAAAAGUCCUUGGUGGACCAUUCUAGGAAAACUGUUGAAAGCUACAUAAAUCCCUACAAGAAUGGGAUUUUUUCCUUACAGUAGUUGUUCCAAGUUGAAAGCUAAAAUCCCUUAACUAUCCACUUUGAAGAACUGCUUUUUCUACAAGUGCAUGUAUUAUCUGUGUGCAGCACAAACUCCAAAUUAAUGAUCAUUACUUUCUUCUUAAUACCUAGAACAUGUCAGGCUUUUACCAUUUAGCUAAACUAUCUUGGUACUUGGUAGGGUUCUUGAAGGAUAAUUAAGGGUUCUUAGCUUCCUAAAUAUUUCUGAAGGGGAAACACUUUAUCUACGUAGAAUCUUUAAUGGUUCCCUCAAGGAGACAACCAAAGAACUCUUAAGGGUCCUAAAUUUUCAUAAUUAGACUGUAAAAGCCACUGUUAAAGCCUUGAAGAAACGUUUACACUCUCUUGCACCUUAGAGAAAAUAAUUGUACCUGUACAGUCCCUUUCUCUGACAGUGCAGUACACUUAGAUAUCUGAGAAACCCAAAAUUGCAAUGUCAUACGAGAGAACAUCAGUGUUUGGAAGACAUUUUUCUUUUAAUGAGAAAUUCUCCACAAGACAAGCUGAACCAUUAUUGGUUCUUCCUGGUGCUGCUUUUAACUGUGUAGGCAGAUGUUCAGAAAGGUCCCUACACCACUCCGCUUAUGGGAUUAUGUUUCAUCAGAAUUCACUUUGAGUUUAGAGAGUGAGUGAGUCACAGAGCUCGACAUGCAUGACGUGGCAGGGGCCAGGCGAGCGGCACCAGUGUUAAUUAAAAAACCGACACCACAAGCAACGUGAUGACGCAUGACGAUACCCAAAUCCGAGGUUCCAAGGUUUUCUGUUAAACACGUAUAUGUGAACAUGCAUUUUUUAAAAAAAAUAAUAAUACCAUAAUAAAGUAUCAGAGAUGAAUAUUGGCACAUUCCUACCACUCAGUUUGGCGUUCUGUUGCGUUUUUAUCUAAUCUGCAAAGCUAGUGAGUGUAUUAUCUAAUAAACCCUAAUAAACCUGACCCAACUCACUCAAGGGCUCUGUAAUGAGCUCCAGAGCUGAGUCAGGUGUGUCUGACAGGGAAAAAACAGUAAACUGUGCACUUCUGUGCGCCUGUGGGACCGGCGUUGCCCUCUCCACACCUAGAACGUACUGAGCUUCAAAAAAGACGCGAGUCGCUCCUUGCGUAAGCAGUGUUUGCAGCAUGGCAUGGACCGAGCAAUGAUGCAUGAGAUGAGAUAGAAGGCAGGACGCCAUCACCAGCUGGAACGGGAGAAUCGUUUAAUUCUCACUGAGUUUCCUUGUUCUUAGAUUUGAUUUUCUUUGAAAUGUUACGGACUUAUUAACGAUGCUCCUUUGUAACAUGAAAGGAUGAAUGUUGAGCCCUGAUUUGCUGUUUUCCCUUUUCCUUUUUUUUUUUAAUGAAUGAUGUGUUCAUGCUGUUUGUUUUCCCACGUUGCUUUGACAGUGCUCUGGGCCAAAAGGGGGACGGGGUUCUGUAAGCGUUUGCGUCAUCGCAGGUCAGUUUGACCCUGUAUCAGCACAUAUUAAUAAAAAAAAAAGAAAUUUGACUAAAACCGGCUGGUUAUCUUUGAGUGCAGUGAAUCUGAACACUGUAUUGCAUUUGCAUUCACGCAGAGUCAGAUCAUCAGAACAAUAACUACUAAUUGAUGUGCAUUACACAACUGUUAAUCAUCAUGAACAGAGACGUGGCAUUUUGUAUUCACAGAAUAAUGGGCAUGAAGGUCAUCACUUAUUUUCCGGUGUGUGUGGGUGUUUCAGCAGGAUAGCUCGGUAAUUUUUAAGGUAGCUCAGCCCUUUGAUUAGCACUGGUAGUAGCUUGUAUUUGUGCUCAUUAAUGGGAUGUUCAUUUCCCUAUUGCGCUGCUGCUCAGAGCUGUUUAGCGCUUUACACGUUAUAAUCAGCCCAUUAGAGCCACCUGGGGUGCCGUGAAAGUGUUUUUCCUCCUAAAGCACAAUGAUGCUUAUUCAGUAAAGAUGCGUACGGCAAAAUCUGUUCAUUAAACAAGCGUACGUAAUUUCACAGUCAGUUUCCUUAUUCAUCAGUUAUAUCUUUUGAGGAUCUACGAUCAAAACCUCACGUCUGGUUCGGAGUGCAUGUAAAUUUCAACACGACAUUUUAACAACUGAAAAAUGCUCAAUUUUCUGUGAUCAAAAUCAACAUCAGUUUCAUCAAAAAGUAUAGUAAAUAGCAAGCAGUAAUAAAACUAACAAAUAACAUCAACAACCAGUUGCGCACACAGAAACCUCAUAUUUACAUACAAGUAAAGGGGCUUAGCAUCAACAUAUAGGUUAAAUAUGAAUCAAUAAGCAGAUGUGGAUCUUUAUCAGCUCAUUAGUCCUUUCAUUGAUUAAUGCGUACAUUUAAAUAAAAGAAUCAUUUGUAAACGACGAUCUAACCCAGAUGUUGAGUCUCAUUAGGAGGAUUGCUGGAGAUCACACCUUUUUGAGGUUAUUACAUAAUUUCAUAUCAACACCAAACACAAUUUUAUUUAUUUAGGCUGAACAUCUUCCAGCCUUUUGUUUCUAUGAAAUGAAGAUAUAUAUUAAGCUUUAGUUUAAUCAGACCUAUUUGAAUAUUAAAAUUAUUGUUUAAAAAGAAAAGCUAGCAAUAGUGUUCACAUAUAUUAUAUGGUCAAUAGUAUGUGGACACCUGACCUUCACACUCAUAUGUGGUUCUUCCCCAAACUGUUGCCACAGAAUUUUAAGCACACAAUUGUAUAGAAUGUCUUUGGAUGCUGUAGCGUUACAAUUUCACUGGAACUAAGAGACCCGAACCUGUUCCAGCAUGACGAUGCCCCUGUGCACAAAGCGAGCUCCAUGAAGACAUGGUGUGUGAAGGUUGGAGUGGAAGAACUCGAGUGUCCUGCACAGAGCCCUGACCUCAACCCCACUGAACCCCUUUGGGAUGAACUGGAACACCGACUGAACCCCAGACCUCCUCACCAACAUCAGCGCCUGACCUCACUAAUGCUCCUGUAGCUGAAUGAACACAAAUCCCCACAGCCACGCUCCAACAUCUAGUGGAAAACCUUCCCAGAAGAGUGGAGCUUAUUAUAACAGUAAAGGGGAACAAGCACAUAUGGGUGUGAUGGUGAGGUGUCCACAUACUUUUGGCCAUAAUGGUUCUGUUUUCUACCUAAUUCUGACAUUAAACAAAAGCACGCUUUCAUAACUGUCUAUAUUUGUCUAUGAAUGUCAUUAAUUUCAGUAAAAACAGUCAUUAAUUUCAGUAAAAAAAAAGAUUUGCAAAACUGUUGAACCAUAAUUUCCUCUAAUGAGGAUAUUUACUUUUAUUUUGUGUUUUCCAAAGACAUGUCUUAAAGUGCUCUGAAACCAUUUAUUUAAUGUUCAGUGUUGAUGCUAGAGGACUCAUUUAAUGAACAUCAGACUCAGUGCUACAUUUUUUUUGUUAACUAGUUAGAUGGUUGGAUGGAUAGAGGCAGUGCUUUGGGUAACUCCAGUAGGUGCAUCUGAACUGUUACUAUCACUCUGUCUAUUGUUUUUUCAGCUGCUAUAAGCUACUGUGAGGUUUGCUGGUAAUGCUUAUUACAACAGACAAAUAGGCUUUCAUAAUGAGGCUGUAUUUUGACUGAAUUCUUUGUCUAACUACUUAGCAAGCUAGCACACUGGCUAAUUUGUAAAGUAAGUUCUAAUUUCUGUAUGCCUGAGCAGACAAAAUUUGAUUGAUUAAAAAAAAACAGAAAUAAUAUGUAUUUAAAAUAUUUCCUAAUCAGACCUAGAGAUUGGAGUAUUCAUUUUUUUAUCAUUCAUGCACACAAAAUAAUAAAACAGGGUGUAUGAUCAUCCGGGUAGCAAGCAGCAGUCACUCACAACUGAAAUGCAGAUGCUGACAGCUGUAAAAUAUAAUAUUACAGUAUACGUGGGCAUGAUGUUUAAGACUCCACGAGAAAUGAUGUCAGGGCAAGAGCAGUAAUAAUCUGUCCAGUAGAAGUAGAGCAAGCUUCUCACUGGGUUUAGCUCCUUAACAACCUCAAAUCUCUCCUGUUCCUCUAUUUAAACAGAACAUCUUGCUUUAAUUAUUUUGCCCAAAUUGGACAUUUGAUGCCUACUUGGCAUGUUGCUGUCUUCUCCUUCUACUAUAUUUGCACUUCCUGUCCACUGAAUGCUGACACUGAUUAGAAUUUUUUUUUAAAAUUCAAAAGAAACUAUGACAAUGAAGAAAUAAGAGAGCAAAAUGAGAACAUCACACAUGUACUACACAUUCUGGGGGAAGUGGAGCAUCAUGGUGUGUGUGUGUUAUAGCAGAAUGAUUGACAAGAGUAAGUGCUAUUUGACGAACGAUUUUGUAUCUCUCAGUGUAUUCAGUGUAUUUUAAUUAGCGCUAUGGAGAUGCAGUAUAUAUACACAUCAUCUCCUGUUGCUUUUUCAGGACGAGCCGAAGCCUGACAAUUUGAUGCUUGAGGCAUCAUUCUGCAUGCUGAUUAAGUAAGAGCUGCCUUUUCCUCGCAAUCAGAGCCAAGAGGUUUACUCCACAACAAAAGCGGCUCUGUUAGACGUCUGGAGAUGAAAACAUGCUCCUGAAGUGCUAAUUCCUCCUGCUGAUUUAUUCACGAGCGGGGUGAGCGGGUCACCGGAUCUGUCAGCGAUAGUGCGUUUAACCUCUCCAGCGCACCCGCACAGGCGAGGGAACGGAGCAAGCGGCUCUGUUUCAUGCUGCGCUCUCUUGAACCGCAUAUGCAUAUGGAAAUGAGACACUGGAGACUCAUCCUGAGAAAAUCUUCCAGAGGAACCAGGCAGUGAGGGCUGAGCGAACGCAAACACCCACAAUUCCAGCGCCCACUCAGGGUGCCAUCACACCCACUCACCUUGGACAGGGACCAGCUCAAGUGUUUGCAUGUUGAGAAGUGUCAGCCAAGCAUUGUGCUUUUAGAAAAACACAACUCAAAGCACGGCACCAUUGAGUGUUUCUUAGAGAAGGGUAGGAAUGUGAGAACACACCAACAAAUCCUGAGAACAUUACGUCACAAACGAGUUCUGAAUCUGUAGCUGGAUAAAAGCCUGUCUGAACCUGACCACCACAAACCAAAUAAAGAUAAGACUUUAUUCAUCCCAAGGGGAAAUUCGAGCUUUCCAACAGCAUACAUAAAGGACAAGGCAUGAAUACACGUGAAAUAAAGUAAGAAUAAAAUAAAGAUAAAAUAAUAUAAAGUAAAAUAAAUAUUGAAAAUAUUGAAAAAUAAAAUACAAUUUAAAGGUAAAAAUCUAAAAAUGUAUACAUAGCAUAGAUAUAAAUAGUAAACCUAUAUAAAGGGUGUCCCAAAAGUCUCCAUACAUAGUGGAAAUUAACAAUUUUUAGCAAAUUUUCUUCAAAAUUUUUCAUACUUAGUUUAUAUUAUAUAUAUAAAACAGACACCUGUUUUUCAGACGUCUCUGACAAAAGAAAAACAUCGUGACAAAAGAAAGCAUGCUUAUGGCUGGAUCGGGAAGCUGUCGCAAGGUUGCGAUGGACUUUAACAAGAAACGACACGACACUGUUGCCAAACUUAACAAAUUAACAAAUUAAAAAUGUCAAAAUUUAACAAAUUUAUUCACUUAGCUUAAUUAACAAUUUCACGAAGACGGGAAGUGUUGUACAGCAACCGAGAAAUGGACGUCCACGAACAUCCACUGACAAAUGCAC
Pangasianodon hypophthalmus (striped catfish) is the source of this 18283-nucleotide messenger RNA. RefSeq names its product adhesion G protein-coupled receptor L1a (gene adgrl1a). Bases 1006 to 5565 code for a protein of 1519 amino acids. The record is from RefSeq and is a predicted model, not a curated record. Lineage: Eukaryota; Metazoa; Chordata; Actinopteri; Siluriformes; Pangasiidae. Gene Ontology annotation, cellular component: presynaptic membrane; postsynaptic density; axon. Gene Ontology annotation, biological process: cell surface receptor signaling pathway; heterophilic cell-cell adhesion; adenylate cyclase-activating G protein-coupled receptor signaling pathway. The transcript is spliced from 26 exons. Gene Ontology annotation, molecular function: G protein-coupled receptor activity; latrotoxin receptor activity; carbohydrate binding.